Molecule: messenger RNA, 2093 nt
Organism: Sesamum indicum (sesame)
Lineage: Eukaryota; Viridiplantae; Streptophyta; Magnoliopsida; Lamiales; Pedaliaceae
Product: laccase-11
Biological process (GO): lignin catabolic process
Cellular component (GO): apoplast
Molecular function (GO): copper ion binding; hydroquinone:oxygen oxidoreductase activity
Source: RefSeq, a predicted model, not a curated record
ACUCCACACCAGUCUCCCAACCUCCAUCAUUGUCUCUCUUACUCUUAGAAAAUACAUCACAAAGAAUUUCACUCUCAGAAAGAAGAAAAAAAUGAUCAGCCAGAAGAAAUUUUCAUUGCGAUUACUAUUAACUAUUUGUACAGUCUUCGCGUUUCUUUGCUUUGUCUCUUCUCCAGUUGAGGCAGCCGUUAAAAGAUAUCAGUUUGAUAUCCAAGUGAAGAAUGUGAGCAGAUUGUGCCAUGCAAAACCUAUUGUGACCGUUAAUGGGAUGUUCCCAGGGCCGACAAUCUACGUUAGAGAGGGAGACAGAGUUCUUGUCAAUGUGACCAACCAUGCACAGUAUAACAUGUCCAUUCACUGGCACGGGUUGAAGCAGUACAGAAACGGUUGGGCAGACGGGCCGGCUUAUAUAACUCAGUGUCCGAUCAUGAUGGGUAGUAGCUAUGUGUACGAUUUCAAUGUAACAGGACAAAGAGGUACAUUGUGGUGGCAUGCACAUAUUCUGUGGCUAAGGGCCACUGUGUAUGGUGCAAUUGUGAUCAUGCCUAAACAAGGGACUCCCUUUCCCUUCCCUCAGCCAGAUAGAGAGGAAGUGAUCUUGUUAGGAGAAUGGUGGAACGCAGACGUUGAGGCGGUGGAGAAGCAAGGAAAUAGCUUGGGAUUGCCUCCAAAUAUGUCAGAUGCGCAUACGAUAAAUGGAAAGCCUGGGCCAUUGUUUCCAUGCUCUGAGAAAUAUACAUUUGCAAUGGAAGUUGAACAAGGAAAGACGUACCUCUUACGGCUCAUCAAUGCUGCCCUCAACGACGAACUGUUCUUUGCAAUUGCUGGUCACAACAUGACAGUAGUUGAGAUUGAUGCCGUCUACACUAAGCCGUUUUCCACUCAGGCUCUGCUGAUCGCACCCGGUCAAACAACAAACGUGCUAGUCCGAGCCAAUCAGAUCCCGGGACGAUACUUCAUGGCUACAAGGCCUUUCAUGGAUGUCCCCAUUCCCAUAGACAACAAAACUGCAACAGCCAUACUGCAGUACAAAGGCAUCCCCAACACUAUUAUCCCAACACUUCCGAACCUGCCUAGGCCUAAUGAUUCAGCAUUUGCCUUCAGCUAUGAAGAGAAGCUCAGGAGCCUAAACUCUCCACAGUUUCCAGCAAAAGUGCCCUUAAAAGUCGACAGACACCUUUUCUACACCAUCGGCCUUGGACGAAACGCUUGUCCAUCCUGCAUAAACGGCACCCGCCUAACGGCUUCUCUGAACAACAUCUCCUUUGUGAUGCCCCAAGUGGGACUUCUCCAGGCGCAUUACUUCAACAUGAAAGGCGUUUACACUACCGACUUCCCAGAUAACCCUCCGACUCCUUUUAACUACACGGGAGCACCACUGACGGCGAAUCUUGGGACUUCCAAGGGUACAAGACUUAGCAGAAUCUCGUUCAACUCAACAGUUGAAUUGGUGCUGCAAGACACAAACUUGCUGACCGUCGAGUCCCAUCCAUUCCACCUCCACGGCUACAACUUCUUUGUCGUGGGAACAGGCAUUGGAAACUUUGAUCCCACAAAGGAUCCAGCCAAGUAUAACUUAGUUGAUCCACCGGAAAGAAACACGGUAGGCGUGCCAACGGGUGGAUGGACUGCUAUUCGCUUCAGAGCUGAUAAUCCAGGGGUGUGGUUCUUUCACUGUCAUUUGGAGCUGCACACAGGUUGGGGACUGAAAACAGCGUUCGUAGUAGGAGAUGGGCCAGGGCCUGACCAGAAAGUCCUGCCUCCACCAAAUGACCUUCCACCCUGCUAGUAGAGUUGAAUUGAUUAUUUCGAGACGGAUUUCAUACGUCGCUUCUGAAAUGUACAGAUAAUUGUGAAUGCCUCAGUUGAAGAAUGAGGCGGAGAUACUGAUAAAUCUGGGGAGAGAAGCGAAAAGGAUCUUCUUUCAGGCAUUUAUGUGUGUGUUUGUGAAUGGAUUUGUUUCAAACUAAAUUGUAAUAAUGUCCCAAUAAGUGGGAAUGGAUGUUUGUUUUCUUCUAUUUUGUGUUUCCAAAAUUUGAAAAUGGACUCAGCACACCAUCAUUUACUGAAACUGAAAUUUCUUUCUUACCUUA